AUGUUCCAGACUGCCAACAGCAGCACGCCGAAAUUGAGCUUUGAAAAGCGUGUCAUUGGGACUUCUUUAAGACUACACCGUGAUGCCCACACGGGAACAAAUGAAGACUGUAUUCGCUCAAGCUGUAAUAACGUUUUUUUGGUGUCGCACAGCUUUAAUAGCCCGCAACUUAGUAGCACGAUUCGUUCCACGCACAGCGGUGGGCUGGAGGUUUUGACAGCAGAUCCCCCGCUGCUAUUAGACUUUAGUGUUUCUUCAGCGAGCGUUCGUCGACGGAAACAAUCUCGCCCCUUUUUUGGCAGCAAUAAUGACUUUGGUGUGGAGGAUGAUAAUGUUGUGGUGGAGGCCAGGGAAUCCAACAGUUCGUUGAAUGGCUCACGCACCUCUGACGCGUGUCCUGGGUCCACGGUCUCCGCGCCACUGGAAGUCGAACCUCUUCCCACCUCAUCAGUCACUAAGUUCUACACCUCAUCGCCGGAGAAGCGGCGCAAGUCCCUCUCAAAGAAGGAACGUGGCAGGGAAGUGAAUGGUUCUGGCAAAAAAUCCGUUUUACGGCGACGUACUGGAAGUGUACCGUGUGUUACGCACAACAGCGUCACACGCUCACAGGAUUCCGAGGGAAAAGGCCCCAUGCAUGUUAGCCUGGCGCACAAGGCAUUAAUAGGAAAGGGCAGUUUUGGUGUUGUUUUCCAAGCAAUGGAUCGUGACACGAAUCACAUUAUAGCUGUAAAGGAGAUUUCGUUUUCAGAAGGUUCAGAGAGCAAAGCGUUGAAGGCAGUGCGAAAGGAACUUGCACUACUAAAACUUCUUGAUCAUCCACACAUUGUGAAGUGCCUCGGUGAGGAAUGCGAAGAGAGUUGUCUUCGUAUCUACAUGGAGUAUGUUUCUGGUGGAAGUAUUAGCAGUGUACUUCGCACAUUUGGUCCUUUUCAUGAGAAACAGGCUUCUAUCUAUACAAGACAGAUGUUGGAAGGACUGGAAUAUUUACACAGCAAGAACAUUAUGCACCGUGAUUUAAAGGGAGACAAUCUUCUCGUGGAUCCAAACGGCACACUAAAAAUAUCAGAUUUCGGUACCGCGAAGGACCUUUUGGAUCCCACUGCCUCGACGGCACUGGCGGGCACGGCGUAUUUUAUGGCACCGGAGGUAAUUCUCUCUCAGGGCGUUGGGUUGCCGAGCGAUGUGUGGUCUGUUGGUUGCUGCGUGAUUGAGAUGUUGACGGGGAGUCCUCCAUUUUCGGGGGUCAAGAAUCAGUACUCCAUGAUGAUGCGUGUGGCAGAGACCGAGGGAGAGUUGUUUCCAGAAAUGAUUCCAAAAGGGCACAGACUUUCUUCCGGGGCUAAGUCCUUUUUGCGAAGAUGUUUGCAACGAGACCCCUUAAAGCGGGCGACGGCAAAAGAGUUACUGGAUGAUCCAUGGAUUGUGCACACACCGGAGGUUAAGGGUUCCACGCACUGUAGUAGUCGUUCCAGCAAUGGAGCAUUCCCAUGCGGAAGAUGUGGCGAAGAAGGCACUGAAGAGGGCGGUUCGUUGUCUCAUUUACGACAGGACCAAACUCUGGAGAAGGACAACUUAGUUGGUGCUGCAAAUAGCGGUUCCACCUUGUCGCGAAGUCAGAAGCAUGCUAGUACGAACGUGCAAUAA
Molecule: messenger RNA, 1644 nt
Organism: Trypanosoma cruzi
Lineage: Eukaryota; Euglenozoa; Kinetoplastea; Trypanosomatida; Trypanosomatidae
Product: protein kinase, putative
Exons: 1
Coding region: 1-1644 (547 amino acids)
Biological process (GO): protein phosphorylation
Molecular function (GO): ATP binding; protein kinase activity
Source: RefSeq, a predicted model, not a curated record